Owenia fusiformis is the source of this 2231-nucleotide messenger RNA. Lineage: Eukaryota; Metazoa; Annelida; Polychaeta; Sabellida; Oweniidae. The record is from the annotation of a GenBank genome assembly.
AAGGAACUGUAAACUCAAUCAAAAGUGAUUCUUCCAAUGAAAUAGUCAAAAUAUAAAGGAACUCCGGUGUUAUUCUGUUAACCAAAUAUAUGCACAAAUAACUCUUGGUGCACAAGAGUCAAUAGAUACAGGACAUUUUAUCUCAGAUAGUUUAACAGUAAAGUUAAGUACUGACAUGCAAGUUAUUAAAUAUCCAUAUAAAAGAAUGAAAAGGACUUGGAGAGACAGGGAGCUAUAAUAAGUGUUAAUUAGCAGAGGAUACAAAUCCAGCGACCCGUUAAAGUGAUGAAAGAGAAGAGAUUGUGAAAAAAUAUUUAACCUUGAAGUGCUAUAUUGUUAGAGCAAUGUGUAUAAGGGAGAAAUUAACACUACAGUGGAACAGUAUUGAUAAAGUACUAGCAUAAGUAAUACUAGAUACAUUAUAGUAAACAACUCACACACAAAACUUGAAAGUAUGGAGAAGUGAAGGUUUCAAUAUUUAUGAUUGGAUUUGAGAGCCUUUUGUAUGAUGUCAUAAUGAUACUUAAAUACCCAUAAAAUAUUUAAUUCAUGCAUUAACUUUAACAAACUCAAAGCAUGAAUAAAAAUAUAGAACAUAGGAAUAAGGAUAAGGCAUGUAAGAUGAUGAAGGGAAAACAUAGUGUCCAUGUGGUACAUGGUCUCAUAUAUGAUGAUGAAACAAACCAUACAGCCCUGGAAAGUGAUAAAUCAUGGAUAUGGACAGAUAAGGAUGGACUAAACAAGAGUGAGUUGGACCUCUAUAUUCCAGGAAAAUCUGGAAAUGCUCUUGAGGAUGAUCUAAAGUUACAGGGUGGUACAAGUAGACUACAGGGUGAUCCUAACUCUAGUAUACAUGGUAACACAAAUGAACAGAUAUCUGACAAUAAUUCUCACCACUCAAAACCAGAAAAUAACAAUUCUAACAAUGAUGUUGGUUCAAACAAGUCAUUGAGCCACUCAACAAAAGCGCCACCUUUAGUUGUGUUCAUACAUGGCGGCGGUUGGAGAAGAGGGCAUCACGCGUCAUGGAAAUAUUUCAUAUCAAGAUAUGACACUAACAUUUUCAUGGCUCUUGUACAUCAGUUAAUCUUCAGAUUUUACGCUAAUUUCGGAAAAACACUUGCGGAAAAUGGUAUCCCAUGUGCAGUUAUUUCUUAUCCAAUUAGCCGAUUGCAAUUUCCCUGGACCAUAGCUGAGCUAGUCACGUCAUUUUUGACAAAUUACCUAAUGUUUGGUGCUGUAUUUAUAUUAGGAUUAAUAUUGAUGGCUAUCUCGGGAUGUCCAACAGUGGUUGAUUUACAAGACUACCUCUUAGAGACUACAUGGACCGAUUUGAAUCCACUGCUCACAAUACUCUGUAUGCACGGAGCCAUCACGCAACUCCUUAUAUGGAUAGUAAUCAUGUUCAAUUCUCAGAAUUACAACUUGACAAAACAAGCUGCAAUUUUUCUCCCGGUGUGUCUUGCAUUCAUUAGUUACAUGAUAUCACAAUUCAUCAUGACAUCACAGCAACAGAUAAUGAUAUUCAGCAUCAUACUCAUUAUGACAUCACAAUUGAGUUUGCUAUAUCUUCAAACUCAGGUGCCCAUAGUGCAGCACCCGCAGCCCGUAAAAUCUGUGGCCCGUUGUAUAUCCUGGCUUCACAAAUCUAGAAAGUGGCAGGGACUAUAUGACCCAGAAUCCAUAGUCCUCCUAGGACACUCAGCAGGGGGACACUUAGCAACUUUGCUUGCUCUUGACAACACAUAUCUCACGAAUGCUGGAUGUCACCCAAGUGUUAUUAAGGGAAUCAUAUCGAUGUCUGGGGUAUACUCCGUACCAAGAAUUGCAACAUCGUGGAUGGCAAAACACUUCAUUAUCAUCCCAGCAUUUGGAACUGACCAAUCAGAAUGGGAGAUAUCUUCACCUCUCACCCAUGUGAAAAAUCGAGCCAUGAAUGGCAUCGGCAUUCCUAAAUUUCUCUUAUUCUGUGCUGAAAGUGAAUUUCCAUUUCUACAAAAAGAUGCAAGUGAUUUGAGCGAUAAGUUCAACGAAUUUGAUGUUUCGCAUGAAUAUUUUAUCAUCAAAGGGACCAAUCAUUUUACUAUCGCAUCAAACUUCGGUAGAUAUUCAGAGCAUUAUAAUGAACAUGUUACAAAACGCUGCAUUGACUUUAUACUAGGGACAGGAUCAAUGUGAAGAAUUGUUAUACACUGUACACUUAAAUUGUAAAAAGUCAUGAAAUGUAUUAU